This is a messenger RNA of Puccinia graminis f. sp. tritici CRL 75-36-700-3, 702 nucleotides long. RefSeq lists its product as uncharacterized. The record is from RefSeq and is a predicted model, not a curated record. Gene Ontology annotation, molecular function: mRNA binding; structural constituent of ribosome. Bases 1 to 702 code for a protein of 233 amino acids. Gene Ontology annotation, biological process: cytoplasmic translation. Gene Ontology annotation, cellular component: cytosolic large ribosomal subunit. The transcript has 7 exons. NCBI's taxonomy places the organism in Eukaryota, Fungi, Basidiomycota, Pucciniomycetes, Pucciniales, Pucciniaceae.
AUGCGAUUGCGCGGCAGCAAAGGGGCCCGACUCGGCCAUGGGAGGCUCCAACUGUCUACCGCACAGCUGCCCCGAUCAACCCCCCCAGCCCAAGCCAAGCCAGCCGACGGAACCAUCACUCGAGGGAAGAGCAAGAACCCAAGACCCAAGGACAAUCCGAACACAACUAUCAUCAUCGAACCACGCCCGACAUUGAAUAAGCCAACCAAACAGCCAUAUCCCAUCGAUCCCGUAGGCGUCAUGAAAGUCGAAACUUGCUCUUUCUCCGGAUACAAGAUUUACCCCUCAAAAGGUAAACUGUAUGUACAAAAAGACUCGAAAGUCUACCGUUUCAUUCGGUCCAAGGAAGAAAGCCUUCACCUUCACCGAAAGAACCCUCGAAAACUAUCAUGGACCGUUGUCUUUAGACGUGUCCGACGCAAGGGUGUCACCGAAGAAGUAGCCAAGAAGAGGUCGAAGAAGUCCAUCAAAGCCCAGAGAGGGAUUGUUGGUGCCGAUCUUGCUACCAUCCUUGCCCGACGGAACCAAAAGCCUGAGGUCCGAACCGCCCAAAGGGAAGAGGCUAUCCGAAAAGCCAAGGACGAGAAGAAGAAGAAGGCUGAGGCUGCCAAGAAAUCGGCUGUCAAGGCUCCCAUGGGCAAAUCAACUGCUCCCAAGGUAUCCAAGCAGCAAGCCAAAGGAGCUAAGCCUGCUAACCGAUGA